GUAGCAGAUCCCUCCCCCUCUGCGUCCACCUUCGCGGUUCUCUCCAAAAAGGCUCUGCUCGCCACUCCAUAGAAGCUGCUGAAUUUCAAGUCAAAUUUUCAUUUUCCUCUUCAUCAUCAUCAUCAUCUUCUUCUUCUUCUCCGUCUUCAAUCUCCUCUGUUUCGUCUUCGCUCUGUUCUUAUACUCUUCAAGUCUCUGAUUCCGAUCUCGAUCCAGGACUCCUCAGCAUUCCGGCGUCCUCCGCCGACUAUCUCCGCCGCCGAAAUCGUUUUCCGCCGUCCAUCCGGUGGGAAGCAACCGGAUAACUGGUUUCAUCUCAUGCCCUUGUGGACCCAGUAGAGUCUAAUUCGCUUUCGUGCGGUUCCGUCACUGGAAAAUUCCCGACGCUAUGCAGCAAUCUGGAUACGAUGUUAAUAAUCUCUACCAAGAAGCUCAGACCCGAUGGUUGAAGCCGGCGGAGGUGCUCUUCAUACUGCAGAGUCAUGAACGAUAUCAGCUAACACCUAAGGCUCCUCAAAAGCCAACCAGUGGUUCUUUGUUUCUUUUCAAUAAGAGGGUUCUUAAGUUUUUCCGCAAAGAUGGUCAUCAAUGGCGGAGAAAGAAGGACGGGAGAGCUGUUGCAGAAGCACAUGAACGACUUAAGGUGGGAAAUGCUGAGGCUUUGAAUUGUUAUUAUGCACAUGGAGAGCUCAACCCCAGUUUUCAAAGGCGUAGCUAUUGGAUGCUAGAUCCGGCUUAUGAGCAUAUUGUUCUCGUACACUAUAGAGAUGUAAGCGAGGGAAAGGAGGUGAGUGGCUUUUGUAACGUAAAUGGAAAUUUUAACCCGGGAAAACAAAGCAGUGGACAGAUUUUGCACUUCUCACUGAAUUCUUCCUCUUUCUUCUCAAGUCCGAGCUCCACCGGCACUCAGAAUACUACCCAUAACCAUUACGUCAGUGAUUCUGCUGAAUUUCGCCAGCAUUCAUCCAGUCCAGGCUCUGCAGAGGUUAGUUCAGAAACUGUGUUGAAGAGUAAUCAAGUUCCAACCCCAGCAGACAGUACAAGCUCUUCUGAAUUUGAAGUCAGGCAGGCCUUGAGAAGGCUCGAGGAACAACUGAGUCUGGGAGAUGAUAAUGUUGACAGUGUAGAUCCGCUUUUUUGUCAGAAUGAAAACAUAGAUAAUCUAGGAUUUCUGGAGUGUAGGGGGGAGAUCCCUGUCUCUGCUCAAACAACAACUGUACCUUACCAACCUGAGAGCAACAAACUAGAGAGAUGUUAUGGGGGUUAUGUCGGAAACCAAGACCAUUCUAACAAUCUCAUGCUCGUUAAGAAUGAUUCAGGUGGUAUAGAAGAAUCUGGAGAUGAAGAAACUGAAUCUUGGAAGGACAUGCUGGAGGCAUGUGAUGCUUCUCUAGUUCUUAACACCGAGGAAAUCGCACAUUCUUCAGAAAGAUUGCUGCCCGAAGUAGAAGACGAUUCCGACUGGAAUUAUAUCACUCAAACUGAGCCGCCUUCUUACUUGUUCCCUCGAGGACAUGCCUCUUUCGAAGUACCUGCAUAUUCUUCUGCACUAGAAGCUCAUGAAAACAAUGAUUAUGGAAUGAUGGGAGACCAAGGGCAAGUCGGGAUGUCUCUUGAACAGGAAGUGAGUCUGACGGUUGCGCAGAAGCAAAAGUUUACAAUCCAGGAAAUAUCACCGGAGUGGGGUUAUGCCAAUGAAACAACAAAGGUCAUAAUCGUCGGAUCAUUUCUCUGUGAUCCAACAGAAUCAACUUGGUCAUGCAUGUUCGGGAGUACUGAGGUUCCUCUUCAGAUCAUUAAGGAAGGCGUUAUUCGGUGUGAAGCCCCUCCCUGCCCCCCGGGAAAAGUCACUUUGUGCAUUACUUCCAGGAACCGGGUCUCUUGUAGUCAAAUAAGGGAGUUUGAGUAUCGAGAUAAGGCCAGCGAAUAUUGCACCAAGUGCAAUAUUCCACAGACAUCUAGCACAACAAUAAAUCCAGAUGAGCAGUUAUUACUCGUAAGGUUUGUACAAAUGCUUCUACCGGAUACACAAUCAGACAAAACAAAUAACCUAGAGCCCGACACUGAUAAAUGGAGCCAUGUCAUAGAAGCCAUCCUAGAUGGCAAUGCUACAUCACCGAGCACAGUUGAACGGCUCUUACAGGAACUGAUUAGAGACAAGCUGCAUUCAUGGCUAUCUUCCAGAUCUCAAAGAGAAGAGGAAGGAUCUCUUUAUUUGUCCAAGAAAGAACAGGGUAUUAUUCAUAUGGUUGCAGGGCUGGGCUUUGAAUGGGCACUGAACCCAAUUCUCAGUCAUGGAGUCGGUGUCGAUUUCCGUGACAUCAAUGGGUGGAGUGCUCUUCAUUGGGCUGCACGCUUUGGGAGGGAGAAAAUGGUGGCUGCCCUUAUAGCUUCAGGGGCAUCACCGGGAGCAUUGACUGAUCCCAGUUCACAAGACCCAAUCGGAAAGACUGCAGCUUCUAUAGCUGCUUCGAACGGUCACAAGGGUCUUGCAGGUUAUCUAUCAGAGGUGGCACUGACAAACCAUCUCUCAUCUCUCACACUUGAAGAAACCGAGAUUUCCAAAGGCACUGCUGAAGUGCAAGCGGAAAUAACUGUGAGUUCCAUCCCGAAUCCCAGUAGCGAGGAUCAGCUUUCGCUAAAAGACACACUGGCUGCUGUGAGAAAUUCUGCUCAAGCAGCCGCACGAAUACAAGCUGCUUUUCGUGCACAUUCCUUCAGAAAGAGACAGCAGAGGGAAGCAGCUAUGGCUGCGUGUUUACAAGAGUUCGGGAUCCAUUCUGGAGAUCUCCAAGGGCUCUCGGCUAUGUCAAAGUUAGCCUUUGGAAAUGCUCGGGAUUACAAUUCGGCUGCUUUAUCAAUUCAGAAGAAAUAUCGAGGCUGGAAAGGGCGUAAAGAUUUUCUAGCACUUCGCCACAAAGUUGUGAAGAUACAGGCUCAUGUGAGAGGUUAUCAGGUGAGGAAGCAGUACAAGGUGAUAUGUUGGGCAGUAGGAAUUCUAGAUAAGGUUGUACUGAGGUGGAGAAGGAAAGGCGCCGGGCUAAGAGGAUUCAGACAAGAUGCAGAAUCCACGGACGAGAGUGAUGUUGAAGAAGACAUACUCAAGGUGUUCCGGAAGCAGAAAGUCGACGAGACUGUAAACAAGGCUUUCUCUCGCGUUCUGUCCAUGGUGAAGUCUCCAGACGCCCAGCAGCAAUACCGACGCAUGCUCGAGAGAUACUACCAAGCCAAGGCUGAGCUUGGAACCAGUGAGAUAGCAGCAUCAGCAUCUGGGGAUGGUGAUGAUGAAUUGUUUGAUAUAUCUGACAUGUUAAAAGAGGAUUUGUUCAUGUUACCUUGAGAGAGCAAAUAUCAGAAAAGGGCUUUUUUUUGGGGGUAUAGUAUGUAAAUUAUGGGGUUUCCAAAGUGAUUAAUAGAUUCAGAGAUAAAUGGUUACACCAAAAGCUUUUAAAUUGUAAAUUCUGUAAAGUGCCCAUCUUUAUUAUAUAAAAAUAAAAUGCCCUGAAACAUUGCCCUAAAAUAAACUUUUUUCUCAUUUGGGCUGUGGGGAAAUUACUA
Molecule: messenger RNA, 3558 nt
Organism: Tarenaya hassleriana
Lineage: Eukaryota; Viridiplantae; Streptophyta; Magnoliopsida; Brassicales; Cleomaceae
Product: calmodulin-binding transcription activator 4-like
Exons: 13
Coding region: 389-3340 (983 amino acids)
Biological process (GO): regulation of transcription by RNA polymerase II
Cellular component (GO): nucleus
Molecular function (GO): double-stranded DNA binding; protein binding; transcription coregulator activity
Source: RefSeq, a predicted model, not a curated record